CAUGGGUUUCUGUCCCAUCGAUAAGAGUAUGGCAUUUUUCGUCUCAUUUACAUCGAAACAAUCUGGGUUGAAAUGAGCAGAGCAAACUCUGCUUUUCUCACUGGGAGUGAAAUCCCGCCUCGUAUUUUUCACAAAGUUACACCACAAUCGGGACAUCUUGGGGUCUUUUGGCCAUCUAAACAACGAAAUCCCCUCUCGGGGCACGUUGCUACAGCUCCCCACCACACACCUAUUCGGCAUUUAGUACUACUAAGGCUCGUUUUGUCUUCAGUUUUGAAAAAAGUUUUUUGUUCAAUGGCGAACUCAAGCAAUUCCAAAACGAGGCUGAACCCCCCUCCCUCUGAUGAUGUAUUUGGAUUUCAGAGGUCAACAGGUACAAUAAAUGAAGCAAAUAUCGGCAAUUUUCUAUUAUGCUUUACUUAAUAACAGAA
This is a messenger RNA of Owenia fusiformis, 431 nucleotides long. The record is from the annotation of a GenBank genome assembly. NCBI's taxonomy places the organism in Eukaryota, Metazoa, Annelida, Polychaeta, Sabellida, Oweniidae.